AUGGGAUUCAAAAUAGUACUUUCGAUUAAGAAUUUGUUUUAUUUGGCUACUUUAGGUGGUGCAAGAGUUUGUAAUCUUGAAGAACGAAUUGGUAACUUUGGAGCUGGUAAAGAGUUUGGCGGGAUUAUUGUUCACGCCGGAGUUUCCUUUGAUGUGAUUGAAAAGGUUGAAGAUGAUGAAUUCAUUCGAUUUGGAUUUGAAGAGUAUCAGGAUCGUUGUAAUCCGAAUUUUUUUAUUGAUGAAUUUGAAAAAGAAAUUCAAUUGAAUGAUUUGUUUGAAAAAUUCUUGUUUACUGGUGAUGAUCGAAAUAUUGCAAGUGUAACUGUUAAAGGAAAAAUCCUAGGCGGUGCAAGAAAAAAUUGA
Messenger RNA from Melampsora larici-populina 98AG31, 363 nucleotides. RefSeq lists its product as uncharacterized. The record is from RefSeq and is a predicted model, not a curated record. Gene Ontology annotation, cellular component: cytosol. The coding region runs from base 1 to 363 and encodes 120 amino acids. The transcript is spliced from 3 exons. Gene Ontology annotation, biological process: guanine metabolic process. Gene Ontology annotation, molecular function: guanine deaminase activity; zinc ion binding. NCBI's taxonomy places the organism in Eukaryota, Fungi, Basidiomycota, Pucciniomycetes, Pucciniales, Melampsoraceae.